UCAUCAAAACAUUUCAGUAAAAGAAUAAGUCAACAGUAGCACACUGAUUACUUUCGUCGCUUUAAAUGAACGAGAUUAAAAAAAAACCAAACAAAGUUCAUACGAAAUUCUAUAAAUCGCAAUAUUGUUCAUUGCUUCUUUUCUUUUUCUUUUGAAAAGAUAGAAACAGACACGUGCGAUAUUAUAUUUUUUUAAUAUACGACUGCUUUGAUUAGAGUUUAUCAAAAACCGUGUGAUGUGCCAAUUUGUGCAUUGUGUAUGACGUCUGUUGAACCAAAUUAAAAUCAAUUGAUAUAAUUCAACUCAUUAGAGCACAACAGUUCUUGUAUUUAUUCGAUUUGAAUUGAAAUUUCAAAAAAAAAAACACCGCUGAAACAGCAUUUUUCAUUUAUCACAUUGUUAGAGGUCAUUAUGUUGGGAGAAAUACUGCUCAUCGCAACAGUUGGCUUAAUUUCGUACGCGUUUUACAAAUGGGCCACAAUCAAUAACGAUUUCUUUGAGCGAAGAAACAUCAAAUGCAUGAAACCUAGAUUUAUUGUUGGAAAUACGGGCGGAUUAUUUACAAACAAAUAUACGGUCACCGAAUUUGCACAAAAACUUUAUAACGCAUUCCCCAAUGAAUCAAUCUAUGGAUUAUUCGACUUUCGAGUUCCGCACUAUGUGGUUCGUGACCCAGAGGCAAUUAAACAAAUUACCAUUAAGGAUUUUGAUCACUUCGAAGAUCACCGUGCAUUCACCGAUGAGGGAAUAGAUCGAUUGUGGUCAAACACGCUUUUCUUUAUGAAAGGCGAAAAAUGGCGUCAAAUGCGAGCCACAUUAAGUCCAGCAUUUACUGGCAGCAAAAUGCGACAAAUGUUUGAGCUCGUCUCAGAAUGUGCUGAUGAUGUUGUUAAACAUUUUGUGCACAAAGUUGAAAGCGGUGAAAAAGUGAAUAUUGAAAUGAAAGACUUUUUUGGACGAUACACCAAUGAUGUGAUAGCUUCGUGUGCCUUCGGUUUAAAAAUAAAUUCGUUCCUGGAGCCAGAAAAUGAAUUUUACCUCAAUGGGAAAACUUUAAUGAAUUUCACUUCGUUCAAGGCAAUGUGUCGAAUGGUGGUGUUAACUAAAUUGCCAGCUCUUGCACGUGCAUUAAAUAUUACUUCAACCGAUCCGGUAAUUGCCAAAUCGUUUAGAGAAACGAUUUUAACCACAAUGGAAAUAAGGAAAAAGAACAAAUUCUUUCGACCAGACAUGAUAAAUAUGUUGAUGCAAGUGCGUGAGGGAACAUUAAAAAGUGAUGAAAAUGUAAAAGAGAAAGAAGGGUUUGCAACGGUCGAAGAAUCUGAAAUUGGUAAAUUGACUGUGAAACGCAAGUGGAAUGAUGAUGAGAUCGUGGCGCAAUGCUUUUUAUUUUUCAUCGCUGGAUUUGAAUCCUCAUCAACAAUGUUAACUUUUGUGUCGUAUGAACUUACAGUCAAUCCUGAUAUUCAGCAAAAAUUAUACGAAGAAAUCUUGGAAACCGAGCAACAGCUUGGUGGAAAAAGCAUCACCUAUGACGCUUUGCAAAAGAUGAAAUAUUUAGAUCAAAUUAUUUGCGAAUCGCUGCGAAAAUGGCCAUCUGCCGCCCAAGUUGAUCGCGUUUGUACUAAAGAUUACGUCUAUGACCUUGGCAAUGAAUCCAAUUUGAAGGUAGAAAAGGGUACCCCAUUCUUCAUUCCAAUCUAUGGAAUACAUCAUGAUCCACAAUAUUUUCCAGAGCCGGACAAAUUUGACCCUGAGAGAUUUAGUGAUGAAAACAAAGACAAUAUCCUUUCAGGCACUUACAUUCCUUUUGGCCUUGGGCCAAGAAAUUGCAUUGGUUCCAGAUUCGCACUCAUGGAAAUCAAGGCUAUUGUGUACUAUUUGCUGUUGAACUUCUCCAUCGAACCAAACGAAAAAACACAAAUCCCAGUAAAAUUGAAACGUGGUAUGAUUUUACUUCCAGAGAAUGGAAUGCACUUGGAAUUAAAACCACGCAAAAAGUAGAAAUGAAAAUGUAUUCAAAACCAGAAUGCUACAUUUAAUUGAAGAAGAGGGUAACGCACUUGGAAUCAGAAUCAAUAAUAUAUACUUUCUACUCGUAUUAAACUUUGGGUUUUUGUAGUUAAUAAAAAAGUUUAGCAACACAAAA
Molecule: messenger RNA, 2149 nt
Organism: Contarinia nasturtii (swede midge)
Lineage: Eukaryota; Metazoa; Arthropoda; Insecta; Diptera; Cecidomyiidae
Product: probable cytochrome P450 9f2
Exons: 3
Coding region: 412-2004 (530 amino acids)
Molecular function (GO): iron ion binding; monooxygenase activity; heme binding
Source: RefSeq, a predicted model, not a curated record